Molecule: messenger RNA, 379 nt
Organism: Amoebophrya sp. A25
Lineage: Eukaryota; Dinophyceae; Syndiniales; Amoebophryaceae
Source: the annotation of a GenBank genome assembly
GUCGGGUUUGCGGACAGCGUCCCCAUGAAAGGCCUGCCCGAGACCUUGCUGCAGACUGCGGCGCCGGAUGUUUUUGCGACUGCUAUUCUCGAUGUUGAGGAGAUGCGGGCCUGCGAACGGGUCACACUUAAGCUGGCAGAAAUCGCGCAGAGCACUUCAGCGAAUAAAGGAGGACUGCUGGAGAAAGUUGAAACCCACUUAGAAGAUAUUAUGAAUUUAAGUCCUCAUCAAGCAGGUGAAAAAGAACAUUUUUCUGCGGAGGAUGAAGAAACAAUACACGACCUGUGGAGCGAAUACGGACGUGAUGUCGAGGCCUUGAGGGGUAGGGCGUCACCACCAAAAGCCUCACCAGCAGCAAGAGCCGAAGCAGUGAAAAGGA